Molecule: messenger RNA, 942 nt
Organism: Cetraspora pellucida
Lineage: Eukaryota; Fungi; Glomeromycota; Glomeromycetes; Diversisporales; Gigasporaceae
Source: the annotation of a GenBank genome assembly
GAAAUAAACUUUAUUUUUGGUAGUGGUCUUUUCGAGCAAGCAAGAGAAAAUUUUUAUCUCGAUGUAAAUCUUUCGCCACUAGACACCGAGAAACCAAAAUGGAUCUAUUUAGAUACAUCAAUUCCCGCCAAUUCAGGAUAUGCAAGUGCCUGUGUAGGAGGCACUAAUAAAGAUAUCAUAUUCCUUUUAGAACACACUAAUCCAGAUAGCGCAAUAAGUAAUCACACUGUUGUAUAUACAUUUAAUACGACAAGCCAAGAGUGGUCUACGCUUGAUUUGAAUGGAACCUAUCCUGAAAGUAGGAAACAAUUUCAAGCCGUUAAUGAUAGUAAUGGCAAGAUAUACAUGUUUGGGGGUCUUUCAGCUACUAAUGAAACGUUUCUUAAUAAUAUUAUUAUACUUGAUUCUUUAAAUCUAAAAUGGCCAAAAGUCACAACAUCGGGCGCCCCAACUUCACGUUAUGACUUUAGUGCUGUACUUUUAAAUAAUGGCCUUAUAUUAUAUUUGGGUGGUAAUGAUAUCACUAGCUACAAUUUUUAUCCAAUUACGGCUUAUAACACUACUGAUGGAAGCUGGUCUUUUAUGGCUGUUACUGGUGACAUCACAAUUCAUAGGAGUAGCCACUCGGCUGUAUUAUCUCCUGAUGGGUUUGUUAUUAUAUAUGGUGGAAUUGGAACAAAUAAUAGUGUAGUUAUUCCAUUAAUUGUUUUGGAUACGAACGUUAGCCCCUAUAAGUUGUCUAAUAAACCAAUGGUUGAUAUUAUUCCCGUAUAUAAUAAUGAUUCUUUUAAUUUCAAUUCAAAUAUAUAUAUUCUUGACACCCGAAAUUAUUCAUGGAUUUCAUAUACUUCUGUUAGUAAUAAUAUUGAUGCAUCGAUUAAUAACAAUAUUGGUGUAUCGGAUAAUCAUAAAGCAGAAAAAAUGAUCGUAAUAAUUAUAUAA